Messenger RNA from Zymoseptoria tritici IPO323, 1185 nucleotides. RefSeq lists its product as uncharacterized. The transcript has 2 exons. Gene Ontology annotation, biological process: reciprocal meiotic recombination; meiotic recombination checkpoint signaling. Gene Ontology annotation, cellular component: chromosome; nucleus. Gene Ontology annotation, molecular function: ATP hydrolysis activity; ATP binding. Lineage: Eukaryota; Fungi; Ascomycota; Dothideomycetes; Mycosphaerellales; Mycosphaerellaceae. The record is from RefSeq and is a predicted model, not a curated record. The annotation marks the transcript as partial.
AUCGAACGUGCCACGGCUGCCGACUACACCGGUCCGCCUGUACCUGGCGGCAUCUGCAGAGUCCACGAGACCGGGCUCGACGUCCAGACCUACUCACUGAAGACCACGGGCCGAAAGUCGACUUCACGUCGCAAGUCGAAUCACAAUGAUGCAGAAGACGGCCAGACUGCUGUGAAUCAGGCUCGCAUCCUACCCCUCCCCAACACUGAGCUGGUCGGGGAGUGGGACUCACUCAUCUACGAAGACGCUCUUCCAUCGAAGCUACUCCGAUGUCUCGUUCGCAUGCUCGGCGUGAUGAAACAGCCCGGUCUCAACCUGAGCACAUUCAACUGGAAUCGACUCUGCCUGCUUCACGGCCCGCCAGGGUCCGGCAAGAGCACAUUGUGUCGAGCACUCGCUCAGAAGCUCAGCAUCCGACUGUCAAAGAUCUUCAGCAGUGCUCUUCUGGUUGAAGUGAACACCAACACCAUGCUCUCCAAGUACUUUGGCGAGAGUGGCAAGCUGAUCAGCCAGCUGUUCGACAGCGUUGUCGAAUUGGCACGUCCACCCUUCACACUCGUCGUUGUUGUCAUCGACGAGAUCGAGACCAUUGCCGGAUCACGACAGAAGUCCACAGACGGUGAUGAAUGCAGUGAUGGGCUGCGAGCUACCAACCAGCUCUUGACAGCUCUUGAUAAGCUUCGUCUCUCACCCAACAUCCUCGUUCUGUGCACCAGCAACCUCAUCGGUGCCAUCGACCCAGCUUUCCUCGAUCGAGUGGACAUCAAGCAGCUCAUACCAAGCCCGUCACCAGAGGCAAUCUACAACAUCUUCCGAUCGUGUCUCAACGAGCUUGUCAGAGCUAGUCUGAUCGACAUGGCUGCGACCGACUCAGCUCCUCGCUCUGCUGUGGCACCAGAGACACCACGUGCCAGCUCACCUCAACCAUCCUCGCCAUGGACGAUCCUCGAGCCGGUCACGGUCCCGACCUUCGAAGACAUGACAUUCCUCGAUGCCGACUCGCCGGACUCACCUGGUCGUCUGGUAUGGGCACUGGCACAGAAAUGCGAGGGCUUCAGCGGCAGAACGCUGCGUCGUCUGCCCAUCCUGGGACUCGCAAUGCACACCUGGGGUGGAGACUGUUCUCUCAUCGACGCUAUUGCUGCGUUGGCCGCUGCUAUUGAGCAGGAGCUGAAGACGAAGUGA